This is a messenger RNA of Ramularia collo-cygni, 2538 nucleotides long. Its product is annotated as related to potassium:hydrogen antiporter. The transcript has 5 exons. The record is from RefSeq and is a predicted model, not a curated record. NCBI's taxonomy places the organism in Eukaryota, Fungi, Ascomycota, Dothideomycetes, Mycosphaerellales, Mycosphaerellaceae. Gene Ontology annotation, cellular component: membrane. Bases 1 to 2538 code for a protein of 845 amino acids. Gene Ontology annotation, molecular function: antiporter activity. Gene Ontology annotation, biological process: proton transmembrane transport.
AUGGCUGCAACCGUGACCGAGUUCGUUACCAACACGGUGACGAAGACUACAGCUUCGACUUCUGCGACUGCAACACUUCGAGCAACACCGCAGGGCGGUAUUCUGGAAGGCCAGAAUCCUACUCAUUAUGACACCAAAAGUCCCAUCACCCUUUUCAUCAUCCAGGCCGGAAUCAUCAUUAUUUUCUGCCGCCUUCUCCACUGGCCGUUGUCGAAGAUGAAACAGCCCCGAGUUAUUGCUGAAGUCAUAGGCGGAAUCAUGCUUGGACCUACCGUGAUGGGCCGCAUACCUGGAUUCACCGCUGCUAUAUUUCCACCGGCCUCUAUACCUAAUCUCAAUCUGAUCGCAAACUUAGGACUCGUGUUGUUCCUCUUCUUGGUUGGAUUAGAGGUCGAUUUGCGAGUCUUCUUCGGCAACUGGAGAGUUGCGCUGAGUGUCGGUACCGCGGGUAUGAUCUUGCCAUUCGGAUUGGGAUGUGCAAUCGCCUGGGGAUUGUACAACGAGUUCUCAGACGAGGAGGGAAUGGUUCCUAUCAAAUUUCCAGUCUUCAUGCUCUUUAUUGGAAUUGCGAUGGCGAUUACGGCCUUCCCGGUGCUUUGUCGUAUCUUGACUGAACUAAAUCUCCUCAGUACUCCAGUAGGAAUCAUCACACUUUCGGCCGGCGUCAGUAACGAUGUCGUCGGAUGGAUUCUUCUCGCUCUGUGCGUGGCACUGGUCAAUGCUGGUAGUGGACUUACCGCGCUCUGGGUACUGUUGGUUUGCGUCGGGUACGCACUCUUUCUAUUCUUCGCCGUACGACCAGCUUUCCUCUGGUACCUGCGGCGAAGUGGUGCUCUUCAGGACGGACCCUCUCAAUCGGCCGUGGUUCUCACGCUCUUGAUCGUCCUUGGAUCUGCCUUUUUCACAAACGUAAUUGGCGUGCAUGCCAUUUUCGGAGCUUUUAUGGCGGGCCUGAUCUGUCCUCACGAAGGCGGUUUCGCCAUCAAGUUGACCGAGAAGAUUGAAGAUUUGGUCAGCGCUUUGCUGCUUCCGUUGUAUUUUGCGCUUUCCGGCUUGUCCACCAACAUUGGCCUUCUCGACGACGGCAUCACAUGGGCCUAUGUUAUUGGAGUCAUCGCGGUCGCCUUCAUUGCGAAAUUCAUUGGUGGUACCGCAGGUGCUAAGAUCAACGGACUGGUGUGGCGAGAGUCUUUUACGAUCGGUGCCCUGAUGUCCUGUAAAGGUCUGGUUGAGAUCAUUGUGCUCAACAUCGGGCUCCAGGCUCGCAUUUUGAGCACAAGAACAUUCACGAUAUUCGUUGUCAUGGCUCUCACCACCACAUUCGCUACCACUCCGCUCGUUCGAGCACUCUACCCUCCAUGGUAUCAGCGUAAGCUCGAGGCCUGGAAGCGUGGCGAGAUUGAUUGGGACAGUGGUAAUGCAAUGGCUGAGACUGAUAGCGUCGCACUCCAGAAGGAGGAAUCUGCUAAGACCAGGAACCUCCUUUUAUAUGCACGACUGGACAGUAUGCCAACACUCCUGGCGUUUGUCUCGAUGUUGGGUCGAAAGCCGACAGAGAUCACCGAAAAUAUCCAUCCGUCUCGGAAAGGGGCCGACAUUUCAGAACCAGGCCAAGGCUCGCAAAGCGCCAGAUCUGUAUCUGUCCACGCCGUACGCUUGGUGGAAUUGACAGAACGUGGAUCGGCGGUUAUGAAGGUCUCAGAAGUCGACGAAUAUGCCACCUUUGAUCCUGUCAUCAAUGCGUUCCGGAUUCUGGGGCAAUUGUUCGGCCUGGCGGUUUCUGGCGAAGUCACUGUUGUACCACAAGACAGCUUCGCGGACACUCUCGUCAACAAGGCCAAUGAAGAGGCAUCGGACCUCCUCCUCCUGCCAUGGAGCGAGACUGGAAACUUGAGCGAAAAGCCAACUGUAUCUACCGACAACGUCAAAAACAAGCUGUCGAGUGAUACGUACACUGCAUUUGUGCGGAGCACCCUCGACUCCACGCAGUGUGACACGGCAGUGUUUAUCAAUCAGGGCUUUUCAGGGACCUUGAAGCAACGGCCCGCAACUCUCCACCGGGCGCUGAGCGUACACAGUAUACGUAGCCAGCGUGAACACAUCACCACGUCACUGAAUGCUGACCAAAGUCACCACAUAUUCAUGCCAUUUUUUGGCCUGGGAGCAGAUGACCGGGUUGCACUCCGCCUUGUCGUUCAGCUUGCGGAGAACCCUGGGGUAACAGCCACAGUUGUACACUUCGACUCGCCUGACGCCAUCGAAUCGGUGAAGCCGACCAACAACGCCCCUCAGUUGGAGGAGAAGCGACCAGAGCUUGUUUCUGCAACGUCCACGACCUCUCGCUCGACACAAAACGGGAUUGCGGUGUUUUUCGCCGCCAUGCAGCGAUCGAUACCUGCGGACAUGGUCGGCCGGGUGGUUUUCGAGACCAUCAGCUCCACGACGCCGCUCCAGGAUGCUCUUAGAAGAGCCCAGGCAGAGGUUUCUCAGAAUCCACGAAACGGCGGUGAUAUCAUUGUGGCUAAGGGUGCGGAGUAA